Rosa rugosa (rugosa rose) is the source of this 2063-nucleotide messenger RNA. RefSeq names its product pentatricopeptide repeat-containing protein At3g25210, mitochondrial. The transcript has a single exon. Bases 102 to 1280 code for a protein of 392 amino acids. The record is from RefSeq and is a predicted model, not a curated record. NCBI's taxonomy places the organism in Eukaryota, Viridiplantae, Streptophyta, Magnoliopsida, Rosales, Rosaceae. Gene Ontology annotation, molecular function: protein binding.
AAUCAAAAUAACCAUUCGUCAAGUAGCUAAUCCGCCAUUUCCUACAUCACAAAACCCCUCCCCCGCCAAUUGAUACCCUCUCCCUCUCCCUCUCUCAGACAAUGCCGGCGACGUUACGUCGCUUUCUCACCGCCACUCUCCGACGCCCCAAUAUCCUCUCUCCUCAACGCCCACCUCUCUCCUCCCGCCACGUAAUCCCUGACCCUUCAUUUCCGUUCACCCUCCCGUCACUCUAUCACCGCCUCCUAUCCUCCUCCUCCUCCUCCUCCGCCGCCCAAAACCCCCCGGACUCAUUCCGAACCCGAACCCCACUGGAGAAGCAAUUCGAAACAUGGGUCCAGAAACUCAAACCCGGAUUCGGCCCACCCGACGUCGACGAGGCCCUGAAAGCCCAAUCGGAUCCCGACCUCGCGCUCGACAUUUUCCGAUGGACGGCCCAGCAGCGCAACUACAAGCACAACCACUCCACCUACCUCACCAUGAUCAAAAUCCUAAUCAACGGCCGCCGCUACCGCCACGCCGAAACCCUACUUGAGGAGGUGGUCGCCGGAGCUUGUGAGAUAAGUGUCCCGCUUUAUAACUCCAUUAUUCGAUUCUGUUGUGGAAGAAAGAUGCUCUUCAAUCGCGCUUUUGAUGUGUACAAGAAAAUGUUGAAUUCGGAGAAUUGUAAGCCCACAUUGGACACCUAUGCAUUGCUGCUUAAUUCAUUGCUCAGGAGGUUUAAUAAUAUCACUGUUUGCCAUGUGUAUUUGCGGUCGGUGAGGUCGUUGUCGAAGCAAAUGAAGGCAUCCGGUGUGAUACCGGAUACUUUUGUGUUGAAUAUGAUCAUCAAGGCUUAUUCCAAGUGUUUGGAAGUUGAUGAGGCACUUCAGGUUUUUCGGGAAAUGGGGUUGUAUGGAUGUGAGCCGAAUGGUUAUACUUAUGGUUACAUUGCCAAAGGGUUGUGUGAGAAGGGGAGGGUAGGUCAGGGUUUAGGGUUUUACAAGGAAAUGAGAGGGAAGGGUUUGGUGCCUAGCAGUAGUACUUAUAUGGUUGUAAUUUGCAGUCUUGCUCUGGAGCGGAGAUAUGAGGAUGCGAGUAAUGUUGUGUUUGAUAUGUUGAGUAAUUCUAUGUCUCCUGAUUUGUUAACUUACAAAACUUUAUUGGAAGGAUUGUGCCGAGAUGGAAAAGGUGAGGAGGCAUUUGAUCUACUAGAGACUUUUAGGAGCAGGGAUAGAGCCAUGAAUGAAAAGACAUACAAGACAUUGUUAAAUGCAUUGCAUUUUGUAAAUAGGGAGUAGUUCAAUACAUGUCCUCCGAGUUCAGUUCAAGACUUGUAUUAACUAUCCUUGGUUGGAUUCAUAUAUGAGAUUUGAAUUUAUUAACUUAUCAGAAUCCCAGUUUUGAUUAUAUGGUAAUGCUGAGUGGGUGUAGUAAUGUGAAUAUGCCACAAUGUUAUAAUAAUGUAUUAGCAUGUAGUGAUGCUCUUCUUUCGGUGGCUCUCUCUAAAUCCCUAAGUGAGGACGAGUUGGGAUUGCUCAGGCUGCUAGUGAAAGUUAAUUUCUGUAGUGAAAUACAUCAAAAGACAGACACCAGCUCAGUUUUGGCUACAUUUAGACUGUAGUGGACAACAUAAUUUCUACAUUGCUCAAGGUGGAUGGUUUUCAGUUUUGCUGAGAAGAUUUUGGAACUUCAAGGACCAUUACACAGUCAUUUAAUGGAGAUGGAACUGAGUAAACUUUUCUUGAGAUGCAGUGAUCUGAUAGUUAACCUUUGAGAUGUUUACCCUGCAAUGUUUUCAGUUAGACAUUGGAUAUCAAAGUAAGAGGAUGCCAUAUAUUGAACUUGACAUUCUUGGACAUCCUGGUGAAUCUGAUUGUGUCAUCCACUGAGAUUUGAAGAUUGUAUAAGAAGUUGGUACUGUUUUUACCAUGCAUGGCUUCAAGAUUGUUGAUCAGAUUUUUACUCAACUUAAGAGGAUUCUUGUAAGUUCAUAUUAUUCUUUUCUGUUAUUGAUUGUGCUACAUAAAUAAUGAUGCUGUAUCAAUGAAAUUUUCAGCAAAUUGAAACAGUUAUUGCCUUUC